Hansenula anomala is the source of this 489-nucleotide messenger RNA. RefSeq names its product putative peptidylprolyl isomerase CWC27 (gene CWC27). Gene Ontology annotation, molecular function: peptidyl-prolyl cis-trans isomerase activity. The annotation marks the transcript as partial. The record is from RefSeq and is a predicted model, not a curated record. Gene Ontology annotation, biological process: protein peptidyl-prolyl isomerization. NCBI's taxonomy places the organism in Eukaryota, Fungi, Ascomycota, Saccharomycetes, Phaffomycetales, Wickerhamomycetaceae. The transcript has a single exon. Gene Ontology annotation, cellular component: catalytic step 2 spliceosome.
AUGAGUUUAGAACCAUCAACAACUGCAAAGGCAAGACUGAACACAACCAAAGGUGCUAUUGAUAUUGAACUAUGGGCCAAAGAAACCCCUAUAACAAGCCGAAUUUUCUUGACUAAUAUCUUGAAUCAAAAAUUUAAUGGUUGGUUAUUUAAUCGAAUUAUUCCAAAUUUUAUUGCCCAAGUUGAUGGUGUUUUGAAUCAAGAACCUUUCCAAGAUGAGUUCAACACAAGAAUACGAUUCAACAGACGUGGCUUACUAGGAUCUGUUAAUCUUGACACGAGAAAUUCAAAUACUGGGAAAUUCUUUAUAACUUUGAAAGAGACAAGUGAAUUGAAUAAUAGAAAUACAAUGUUUGGUAAAGUUGUUGGUGAUUCAAUUUUCAAUGUGAUCAAAAUAAGUGAAGGUGAAUUAUCAGAAGAUGGUGAGACUCCUUUAUAUCCAGUGAAAAUUUUGAGUAGUGAAGUUCUAGUCCCAUAUUUUGAAGAUUUG